UCGCUUCUUUUCUGUCCAAAAAUGGAGCAGUCAGUGGCACAUCGAGGAGAAUUCUGAAUAUAUUUUCGGAAACUGCUUCCGUGUUUCGUCGCAGCUGAAAAUGAAGUCUCUUUGUAUUCAGACACAAGUGAUAGUAAAGGAAAGUAACGAAAUUCUUGUCAUACAUUUAGAUACUCAGAAUACGAGUGAAUUUUCUGGUGAUUUCGAUCGCUAAAUAUGGAUACAAUUAUGAGAAGUCCUGAACGGACGUCAGUUAAAACCGCGGUACAACGGUCUGAAGACAGUACGACGUUGAUCUUACCUUGGACAAGGCAAAUAUUGAACAUACUAUGGGAACAUUUACAAUUGCUGGUUCAUGUUGUUUAUUACAGCUUCAUGGCAGUUUUCCAGAUGUUCAGACUGGAAGUACACGUGAGAAUCACAGACGAGACUGGACAUCAUCACGUUCAGCACGUUAGCACAGCGGGAAAUCCAGCCGAAUCCUUUAUCCUCACCUCUUUGUUUGACAGCAACAAUAGUGUGUUUGUUCCGGGCUCAAAACCACUGUCGAACCGUGGUGUGAAUUCAUACGCUGGAAGCUCUCACGCCGGUGCUCUGUUAUCCAGUCUGCGGGCUGAGGACUUGUGCUUCAGCCUGGUAGACGAUUUUGUCAUUCGCACGAAGGAAGGUUUCUCCGACAGCGAGGAGGAUCUCUGUUUAGGGCAUCACCCCACCUGGAAAUCUAGCGGAGCUGGCGACUGGGAAGUGUUUCUUGCUGAUGAAAGCAACAACAAAGACGAGGUGUGUUGUGAUGCUGGUAAAGGUGUGGAAGUCAUUCAGCCUGUCACCGAGUGUAAGCCUGCUGAAAAGUGUGAGGAAUCUGUCUGGGAGGGUGAUGAUGAAGGAAAUGGAGAGGAAUUUAGCAGCGAGGAGAGUCAUGCCUUUUGGGAGUCUUUUACAAAUUCGUCUGAUGCUAGCGAAGGUGUGGAAGUGAUCAAGCCUGUCAUCGAGUGUAAGCCUGCUAAAGAAUGGGAGGAAUCUGUCUGGGAGGAUGAUGAUGAUGAUGAUGAAGGAGCUGGAGAGGAAUUUAGUAGCGAGGUGAAUCAGGCCUUGUGGGAGUCAUUUAGUAAAUCAUCUGACCCAUACAACCCCCUCAGUUUCUCUGCUUGCAUCUCUACCUCCUCCAAGAAGGAGGCUGCACAGGAUGGGGACAAUAGCGAUGGCUUGGAGUCUGAUUCUGUUGGCAGCUCUGCAGAGGAAGGCCAGCAGAACACACCGCUCAAAAAGUACUGUCUGGACUUCCGCCAGCCUCAGUUAGAGAGCGAGAGUGACUGGGACAGUUCUGAUGGCUCUGGUGCUGAGGAGGAUGAUGAAAAUGACAAACUCUGGGAGCUGUUUGCCAACCCAGCGGACCCCUAUGACCCCCUACACUUCACUGCCUGUGCCAUCAGCUCCAUUCUCAAAAAGGCGGCAGCUGAUGACCAUGCGUCAACUGGAGUGAGGCCCUCUGAGCUGGAUUGCGUACCUGAGGGGAGCAUGAACACACUAGACUCUUGCACUGGAGGUGAAGAGAGUGAUGGGCCGUCUGGUUCAGAGGUAGAGGAGGAAUUGUGGAACUCUUUCUCUCAGAGUGCUGACCCCUAUCAUCCUCUGCACUUCAGGGCCUGUCUCCGGAGCUCCCCUGCAGCCCCACUUCUGACCAGCCCCUCUGCCUUUGAGAAGAGCUUCAACACAGUAGCCAGAGCACCAAAAAAAAACAGGCGCUCAAAACCAGCUUUGCCAAAGAGACACUUUAAACACUACUGUCACCAAACAUCCGUGGACCGGCCCAGACUUACUACAUGGAAGAAGUCAGGCAGUGUUCUUGCGGCAGUUGUCCAAACAGAGGACAAAGCUGUUGUUAAAAAGGUGCGGUUUUCUCCGAUUGUCCAGGUCCACACUAUGCACACCUGGUCCUUUGCUAUGCAGGCUGCACGGAAGGGCCUGUGGGAGGAGCUUGCUCGGGACAGGGUCCGCUUCCAGCGGAGGAUCGAGGAGACAGAGCAGGCCAUUGGCUACUGCUUCCACCCAUUACACAGAGAGAGGAUCCUGGACUAUAUCUGCAACCAGCAGAACGCUGUCCCUGUUCUCAAUUCAUGAAUGUGAAAAGACAGACUGUCCAAUCAACAAUUAAGGGAUUCGGUUCUGAUUGGGUCAGAUGCAUCACAAGGAGAUUCUGGGCCAAUCAGAGUCUGAUGUAGCCUCAAGACAUCCUGUACCUCACUGGUGUGCUCAUCACACAUGGCAGUUGCACUGAUAUUAUAACCUAAAUUAUUUAUAGAUUUGUACAUACAUAUCAUGCACUUUUAUACUCAUUAUAGAAAUAGCAUUGUACAUUAUAUGCCAUUUGAUAAGCUUCUAUUUUUGUGUUUUAAUACCUGAAUAUUUUUGGAUCUAUUUUUUGUAGAACCUUACAGGUACACAUUGAAGUGAUUUGUCUUGAAGAUCUGUUGCACUUUUGUCAAUGCAUAAAUAGUGGUGUGCUGAAGGCAGAGGAGAAUGGGCUGCUCCAGUUAGUCAUGGCAUCUCCUCUGUUAGGUGUUCAUUAAUAAAGAUUGUUUUUCAGACCAGAGCCCAUCGGCCUCCAGCGUUUGACUGCUGGGGUUUGUAGGAGCUGCGGGACAUGGGCCACUUCUGCAUGAAGCCCCACUAUGGAUUUCU
This is a messenger RNA of Megalops cyprinoides (Indo-Pacific tarpon), 2679 nucleotides long. RefSeq names its product protein phosphatase 1, regulatory subunit 15B. The transcript is spliced from 3 exons. The record is from RefSeq and is a predicted model, not a curated record. Gene Ontology annotation, cellular component: protein phosphatase type 1 complex; endoplasmic reticulum. Gene Ontology annotation, molecular function: protein phosphatase regulator activity. Lineage: Eukaryota; Metazoa; Chordata; Actinopteri; Elopiformes; Megalopidae. The coding region runs from base 217 to 2118 and encodes 633 amino acids. Gene Ontology annotation, biological process: response to endoplasmic reticulum stress.